Molecule: messenger RNA, 936 nt
Organism: Malassezia restricta
Lineage: Eukaryota; Fungi; Basidiomycota; Malasseziomycetes; Malasseziales; Malasseziaceae
Product: very-long-chain enoyl-CoA reductase
Exons: 1
Coding region: 1-936 (311 amino acids)
Biological process (GO): very long-chain fatty acid biosynthetic process
Molecular function (GO): protein binding; oxidoreductase activity, acting on the CH-CH group of donors
Source: RefSeq, a predicted model, not a curated record
AUGUCUGGGAUCAACUUGACGAUCGAAAGUCGUGGAAAAAUUAAAGGAGCUUAUUUUCCUCUACAGAUAUCACUCCCUCAUGAUGCAACGUUAGGCGUUCUAAAGAAUGGCAUUGCGAAUCUUGUUCCAUCGCUACCCGUUUCUCGUCAGCGUCUAUCCGACCAACAAAAAAGGCCUCUGCUUGGUGAUGAAAAGCGUCUCUCAGAUCUCGGCGUGGAAAACGUGGCUACACUGACGUUGAAAGAUCUAGGACCUCAGAUCAGCUGGCGCACUGUAUUCCUUGUAGAGUACGCUGGCCCCUUGGUCAUUCACCCUCUCAUUUACUUGGGCGCCCCGCUUCUGUGGGCCAGAUUUGGAUAUCCUUUCUCCAUGUCAUUCGUACAAACGACUGUUUUCGUGCUUGUGAUGGCACACUUUCUCAAGCGCGAGCUCGAGUCAGUGUUCGUUCAUCGCUUCUCGAACGCGACCAUGCCAGCCUUCAACAUUGUAAAAAACUCGACCCACUACUGGCUACUCUCGGGCCUAGUUCUUGGCGGUGGUGUGUAUUCACCUUCUCUUGGGGUUGAGGCCGUGCGCGGAACUGUUCGCGACAACCAUGCGUUUAUUUGGUUCUUUGUUCUGCUAUGGCUCCUAUCUGAACUAGGCAAUUUCCGUGCUCACAUCACCCUGAUGAACCUGCGCCCAAAGGGAACACGUGUUCGACAGAUUCCCCGAGGAGGUGCGUUUGAGCUGGUCAGCUGCCCCAACUACUUCUUUGAAGCUCUUUCUUGGUUUGCUAUUACUGCUAUGACUCUAUCUCUCAGCGCGCUUAUUUUCCUUGUUGUGUCAUCUGUCCAAAUGACACUGUGGGCCAUCAAGAAACACAAGAAUUACCGCAAGGAAUUCGGCGACCAGUACCCGCGUCAGCGCAAGAUUAUGUAUCCGUACGUGUUUUAG